Molecule: messenger RNA, 2680 nt
Organism: Tuber melanosporum (Perigord truffle)
Lineage: Eukaryota; Fungi; Ascomycota; Pezizomycetes; Pezizales; Tuberaceae
Exons: 1
Coding region: 41-2371 (776 amino acids)
Source: RefSeq, a predicted model, not a curated record
AGCCAAGAGACAUUACUUCACUCUUUCGCAGAUUCGCGCAAUGCCUACGGAUGUUUUGAAACCGGGGCCUGGUAACUCGGACCCAUUGCAGGAAUCUGAAGAAGACCUUCGCGAGUAUGUCAAGAUCAUACGACUGCGCGAUAAAAUCCGCGAUGGCAUGCAUCCUAGAUUCAAGCCAGCAAAUCAUCCGAGAUCUUCUCAAGCAACAACUCCCCAGCCUCUACAAAAAAAUCCCUCCACCUCAUCUGAUGGAGCUCAGCUCUCUCAGGCGCCAGGAUUACAAGCUCCUCAGUGCACAGACUUUAAAAUCAACAAUGUCUUUUUGACAAAAUCUGAUACUUUAGUCAAGGCGGAGUUAAGGUUGAAGAGGGAAAAGAUUGAAAAAGAACUGCAAAAACGAAAGCUUGAGGUUGAAGCCAAGGUUUGGACGGGUGCUGAGCCUGUUGAACACAUUAACUUAUGGGAUCCGAGCACCGAUGUGUUUUCUGACCAGCUGGAAUCUAUUAUGAAGAAAGCUGGCGUUUCUUUCAAAGAAACAAUCCGUUCGAUUAAUUCCGCUCCUAGUAAGCCAGUCGCCGAGGGCAAUGAAAACUCAGAAACUGCUAUCCGUUCAGGGAACCCUGAGACGCAUCAAGAUAGGCAUAUGACAAGGAAAACGUGGAGUGGGCCAGUGGAGAGCACUCUUCCAACUGUAGUUGAAGCUUCCCGUAGGCCCCCCAAAGAGUCUCUCACUCCACGCCAAUUCAGCUCAGACAAGGAGACCCCUACGGUCGAAGAAUCAACGUCGCAGCGAUUGGCCAUUGAUACAGCUUAUGAGCCUCCAAAAGCCCAGGCUCCCGCUGUGCCAUCGCCUAAGGGUGCGAAUGCUCCGUUGGAUGUGAAUAAUGAUGGUUACGAACCAGCGCCUGCGCAUGGACGCCCUUACUCGCCUCCUGCAAGCCCUCGAUAUUCAACCACUAGCCAUCUUAAAUCUCCUGCUGCUCCUCAGCCUGUUCGCCCAGCAAACAUGGCACGUGUGGAAUCACAGGGUCCAAGAGGCAUUGUUGAGAUUGAGGAUGAUGGUGAUGAAAUUCCAUAUUCAAGAUAUGCAGGCAAUCCAGAGAGAGAGCUUCGUAGAGAUAAUGUCUCUCCAAUUUCUCCAGUUCCUCUUAUCAAACAAGAACCGAGAUCACCAUUCCCUGAUGUUCACCCCCCGCGUGUCACAAGGGUGGGGGGUCCUGCAGACACGUACGAUGAACGCCAGCGUCAUGAUUACCCCCCAAUUCCCCCACCACCCCAGCGCUAUAGUUACCAACCUACAGUUCACCCACACCCACCCGCGGCGGGCCAUCAUGUGUACGAUUCCUUUGGGUAUCAUCUACCUCCGCCUCCACCACCUCCAGCACCUGCGCCUGUAUAUACUCGCUAUCCACCUUACGAUCCAGAAUACUAUCAUGCUCCUAGACCGUAUGACGAGUAUGAUCGUAGAUACGCGGCGCCAUCUGCGGUCCCCUCGCGCCUUCCCACACGCUCCGGUAGAAGGUCGGCGUCGCCCGUCAACUACUCUCAACGUUCACCGCGCUCUGUUUCGCCCUCUAGGGUUCGCAAUCCAAAAGAUUCGCGUCCAGUCUCCCGGGCAGAGUACAGACCACCCAGUAGAAUGACUAGACCACCGUCCCCUCAUCGUCUCGACAUGUACAGCAGGCCUUACCCACCACCCCAGCCUCCUAUGUAUCGUCCCGAGUACCCCGGAGAUUAUGCGUCUUAUUACGGGCCGCCUCGUGAGAGACCUACGGGUUACUAUGAUCCUUAUCGUUCUAUGCGCUUUGACGAAUACCCGCCGAGACCCGAGAGCAGCGUUAUUCCUAGGGGGUUUGAUGACAGAAGUUAUAGAACUCGAGAUUAUCCCUAUGUUCCGGCGAGACCAUCGAUGCCACCACCUCAACCAGUGACAGGUGGCUAUGCCCCCGAGCAUAGAGCAGAUUACCCCUCCUCUUCUAGGGCCAGUGUAAGGCCAGAAGACCAUCUAGAGCGUCGCGUUGAAUACAGGCCUGAGGCUAGCAGAGCUAGCCCGAGACGUGAAGACCGCCCGUAUUCCAACGGUGUGGACAACUACUUUCAUGGUAGAGAGCCUUCAGUUAGACAUGGUAGUGUGAGGCCUGACCCAACCAGGGCUUAUGGCGAAGGGGAAUAUGCGCCGAGGAGACAAGCAAGUGUCAGGCCGGAUGCUGGCUUCAGGGACCGGUUCGCCGAUCCGGGUCCUAGAGAGCCAGGACACAUGCAACCACCUCACCUUGUUCCUCCCUAUGCCCACCCUGCUCCUCCCCACCCACCCCUGCCUCCGUUUGCCGGGAGCGGAUAUAGCGAAGGGAGGUAUAGGGGCAACCCCUGAUAAUACCCGAUUUCGAACUUUCCUUUUUCUGUCAAUUCUACCUUUGCUAUAUCAUUGUAACAUCAUCGGUUCGUGGGGGGAUUUUGUGCGUAGAAGUCAUGUUGUUCAAAAAAGGGAGAAGGCAUAAAGUCGGACAAUGGGGAUUGCUAUUUUCUUGUACACCUGCGGGCGAUGACGGUUUUACUUACUGGGAGAUGGGGAGCGGUGGGAGAUCAGCUUGAAAUGGAGUCAUUGUUGCCAAGUAUACCUUUUGCAUUUGCUUUCUUGAAUUGGGGGUGGGGAGGUACUGCAGGCGAGCUACCUUUGUAA